AUGGAUAUGGCGUCGAAGCAGGGGCUGUUUCGUCGAUGGAUUGAGCUGGUUGACCGCCAGAAGCUUGUGGCCAUUGAGCCGGCUUUCGCUAAUCAUCUUCCUCAGCAACGCGAGGUCGCUGUUGAAGGAGAAGUCGGUGGGAAUGCGGGCGUGCCUCGAGAACCCGCGGACGUCCCCCUCAGCGCUCCAGCCCUCCAGGCCAUCCCCAUAAGUGGCUCCUCGUUGGGGCAAGCCAUGCACGGCGGUCUGGCAGAAGAUGAAAAGGCAGGAACCAAGAAUAAGUAG
Messenger RNA from Mesocestoides corti, 285 nucleotides. Lineage: Eukaryota; Metazoa; Platyhelminthes; Cestoda; Cyclophyllidea; Mesocestoididae. The record is from the annotation of a GenBank genome assembly.